Molecule: messenger RNA, 969 nt
Organism: Brenthis ino (lesser marbled fritillary)
Lineage: Eukaryota; Metazoa; Arthropoda; Insecta; Lepidoptera; Nymphalidae
Source: the annotation of a GenBank genome assembly
AUGGGUAAACCAGAUUUCAACAGUCCUCGUGGAGAAAGCCGGGGAGGUUUUAGAGGUGGUCGAGGAGGUGGUGGAGGUCGAGGAGGCUUCGGAGGAGGUCGAGGAGGAUUCGGAGGGGGUCGAGGAGGAUUUGGAGGAGGUGGAGGUGGCAAGUUUGAGAAGCGAGGGGGUGGAGGUGGCAGAGGUUUUGGAGGACGAGGAGGUGGAGGAGGCCGUGGAAGAGGAGGCCCACCAAAAAGAGGGGGAUUCAAAGGUGGCAAACAAGUUAUUAUUGAGCCACAUAGGCAUGCUGGAGUAUUUAUUGCAAGAGGCAAAGAAGAUGCGUUAGUAACGAAAAAUUUAGUACCUGGUUCAGAAGUAUAUGGAGAAAAGAGAAUAUCUGUUGAGAAUGAAGGAGACAAAAUUGAGUACAGAGUGUGGAAUCCGUUCAGAUCAAAAUUGGCCGCAGCUAUAAUGGGAGGUGUAGAUGCAAUACACAUGCCGCCUGGAUCGAGAGUUUUGUAUCUCGGAGCAGCCAGUGGGACAACAGUCAGUCAUGUUUCAGAUAUUGUUGGACCAGAAGGCCUAGUUUAUGCAGUGGAAUUUUCCCACAGAUCGGGGAGAGAUUUAAUAAAUGUAGCAAAGAAAAGAACUAAUAUUAUACCUAUUAUUGAAGAUGCGAGACAUCCAUUGAAAUACAGAAUGCUGGUUGGUAUGGUGGACACGAUAUUUGCUGACGUCGCUCAACCAGAUCAAGCGAGAAUCGUCAGUUUAAACGCACAGCAUUUCCUCAAGAAUGGUGGACAUUUUGUUAUAUCUAUUAAGGCCUCAUGUAUAGAUUCAACAGCUCAGCCCGAAGCAGUAUUUGCAGCUGAAGUUAAAAAGUUACAAGCGGACAAACUAAAGCCUCAAGAACAGUUAACUUUGGAGCCCUACGAGAGAGACCAUGCGGUGGUAGUAGGAGUGUUUAGGCCUCCGCCCAAAAAUGCC